CAUACCUAUGACAGACAUAUAUGCGAAACGGUCAGAAUAUUUGUGGCAACUGAGGUCUGAUUCAGGACGGACAUUGUAGACGAAAUGUGUAUUGUGGUAACAUGAUAUACAACAUUCAUACAUACAGGUCGUGACAGCAUGGGGUGUGCCAACAGUCAACUGCCCCCCUCGCGGAGGAAUCCCGGGGGGUCAGUACCUACACGUGGGGGUACUGAUAAACAGCUACACAAGCAGCGGCACCAGGCAGAGCUGCUGAGGGGGAACAUGUCACUGGAAUGUCCCUCCACUGCCAAGAUCGUCCGCAUAUUCACCAGCAGCACAUUUACAGACACCCGUCACGAGCGGAACGCCCUGAUGGAGAGGGUGUACCCGGUGCUGAAGGAGAUGUGUCAACAGCAGGGGUACGAGUUCCAGGUGGUAGACAUGAGAUGGGGAGUCAGGGAGGAGGCCACGGACGACCAUAUGGGACCAGAGCUCUGUCUGAAGGAGGUGGACCUGUGCCGGAAGCUGUCUACUGGGCCGUGUUUUGUGACAUUCUUAUCCCACAAAUAUGGCUACCGCAAAAUCCCUAGGGAGAUUGAAGCUACUGAAUUCGAGAAGCUCCUGGCGAAAGUUCCCACUGACGAGGCGGUGUCCUUACUGAAGAGAUGGUUCCAGAAGGAUGAGAAUAAGGUCCCGCCCAUCUAUGUCCUACAGCCAAUUAGCUCCAUGCUCCCAGACUUCCGAGCCAAUGAUCAGAGCCGUAAGAACAGCGCCAGGUCUGAAUGGUCUCAACAGAGCACGGUGAUGCAGUCAGCUCUAGCCGAUGCAGCGAGACAGGCCGUGGACGCCGACAGAGCGCAUCUUUACGCGGAGUCAGUGACAGAGUCAGAGAUCUGUCGAGCAAUGGAUUCCAACAAGGAUGUGUCCAAACAGUGCAUUUGGUUUGACAGGAAAAUACAAGACAUAGACAGCCAGGAGACCAGCUACCUGCUUAGCAGAUACAAAGAAUGCCUUGGCCCCGAGGAACGUGACCGCGAAUCCAGACAACGGCUCUCCGAGCUAAGGGACAUAACUCUAGCCAAACAACUGCCGGCCCAGAACAUCCUCUCCUACAACAUCACGUGGCAUCCUAACGGUGUUGACCCCGGCGUGGUCAAGGAGCAUGAGGAGUACAUCGACCGCCUGUGUGAAGACUUCCAGUUCAAGGUGUCCAGCAUGAUCACCCAGGCCAUACAGGCUCGGCAGGACACCUACCUCAGCAACCCGGUGUUCGAGGAGGUCGUGCAGCACACGCUGUUCUGCCAAGAGAAGUGUAGGGCGUUCCAGGGCAGGGCAGAAACUCUACAGGAAAUCCGAAGCUAUCUGAUUGGUUCAAGUUGUCAACCCUUCAUCCUCCACGGCCCCUCCGGUAGCGGCAAAACCUCCAUCAUCGCAACAGCAGCUACCAGUGCAUGGGAAACACUGAAAUCUAAAGCUGCAAUUAUUACCAGGUUCAUCGGCACGACCCCGGACAGCUCCAACAUCGGCAGCCUCCUCAUCAGCCUCAUCUCACAGCUCGGGGAAUUGUACACAUUCGAUACGUCCGAUCUGCCUCCGACAAUUAAGGAGCUGCGAGAGUUCUUCAAGGCAGCCUUGUCCAGAAAAACAGCGGAGACGCCGCUCGUCCUCUUCUUGGAUUCUCUGGACCAGCUUGACCCUUCCGGUGAUGCCAGGCAGUUGCUAUGGUUACCACGAGAACUUCCGCUUAAUGUUAAGAUUGUUUUAUCAACUCUCCCGGAUGAAAAAUAUGAAAUUCUACCACGAUUAAAGGCCCUGUUCCCCAGUAGCUCUAACUAUGCUGAAGUCCCCACACUGGCGCUGCCUGAAGUGACCAGCAUAGUGGACACGUGGCUUGACCAAGCAGGACGAAGGUUGACCCCUGGUCAGAGACAAACGGUACAGGAGGCCUUCAACAGGUGCCCGCUGCCGCUGUUUCUGAAACUGUCUUUUGACCAGACGCUUAAGUGGCGGUCCUACUCCCCUAGUGACACUACCGUCCUGCAGGACACCGUCAGGGGAUGCAUCAACACUCUGUUCCAGAGGAUUGAAGAACUGCAUGGGAAGAUCCUCGUGGAGCGGGCACUUGGCUACCUUACGCUAAGCAGAUCUGGCCUAUCAGAGACAGAGUUGGAGGACAUCCUGUCAUGUGACGAUGAUGUCCUGAAUGACGUGUACAUGUACUGGACUCCGCCAAUCAGACGACUUCCGCCUCUGCUCCUAGUGAGGGUCAAGGCCGAACUUGGGCCGUACUUGGUGGACCGAGGAGCUGAUAGCGUGAGGGUGUUCUACUGGUACCACAGACAGUUCAUCGAGGCGGCAUUAGACAGAUAUUGCUCAGACGCUAAAGAUGUUGCUCAAAGGCAUCGCGCUCUGGGAGAGUUCUUCUCGGGAAUUUGGUCAAAUGGAAACGCUAAACCAUACACAGAUUCAAAAGGUCAGUCCGGAAAAGCUGACCGUCAUGUGACCUCACAGCCAGUCAAGUAUGGUACGAAUUUUAAUCGCCGGAAGUUAAACAACCUAACGUAUCAUCACCAGAGGGCGGGUCAGGGCGAGCUACUCAUGGAGGAAUGUUUGUGUAAUCUGGAGUUUGUGUCGGCCAAGUUGAAGUCCGAGGGCCUGAGGCAAGUGACCGACGACUACCUCGAUGCCACCUCCCGCUUUCCAGAUAUUCAACCGCUCAAGACGCUGUCAGAAGCAAUACACCUGUCUCAGAGUGCACUGGUCACCAGUCCUGACGAACUUCCGGCUCAGCUCAUUAGCAGGAUCAAGGACAGAAACGGUCUGGAGGAUUUCGUCGCUCAGUGCUACGCCUCACCCUCACCCUUCCUGCUCCCAUCCAAGCGUAUAGUGACCCAGACUGGUGGGGCUCUUCUCCACUCCCCAGCGGAACACACCCAGGAGAUCACCGGUCUUGACCUCACCAGUGACGGUACAGUGGCAGUCACAUGUGGAAUGGACAACUCCGUGAAAACGUGGGAUGUCAGGACCGGCAAACUGCUCCGCUCCAUAGACGACAUAGGCCCUGGGUCUAGCAGGGUCUUCACAGCCUGUGCGGAUACUCUCGUCGUCGUUGUCACCAGCAACAACAUCCGGGCAUUCGACCUCCAGUCGGGAGUGGAAGCUUACACUCUCUCCAACUACAUGGCCAACUCGGGGUUCUGUCUUGCUGGAAAGGACAGGACCGCCAUGUUUGUGUUUCUCGGGAAGAACGUUCAGACAUAUUCAGCUGCUGAUGGGGCGUUUCUGGGAACAUCGUCUAAUGCGCAUGUACAGGACGAUGAGAGCAUGGGAAGUUCAUCUGUUGUGGCAGGAAGCGAGGAGUUUGUGGCAGUAUCUGAAGGUAACCAUGGAAACAAGAUGUUCAUCUUCAACGUCAAGGAUUCAUCCUUCCUGUCAACAGUGAUAGCGUUACCAGUAUCCAUGGGGAAUAUGCAGGACAUUAUCAGUUGUGCAGCGUUCUCAGCGGACCGGAAACACGUGAUUAUCGGUGGGGGGACUGUCUCGUCAUCAUAUGUUCUUUGGUAUCCACAAUGGUGAUUUAGUUCGUACUCUGCCCGGAGUGAAGCACGACCGUAUGUCUCCGUUCCUCCACGCCACCCCCGACGGCAACUACCUAAUCUCCUCCAACUGGAACAACGUGGUCAU
Messenger RNA from Haliotis rubra (blacklip abalone), 3666 nucleotides. RefSeq names its product NACHT and WD repeat domain-containing protein 2-like. The transcript has 19 exons. The record is from RefSeq and is a predicted model, not a curated record. The coding region runs from base 139 to 3558 and encodes 1139 amino acids. Gene Ontology annotation, molecular function: protein binding. Lineage: Eukaryota; Metazoa; Mollusca; Gastropoda; Lepetellida; Haliotidae.